Messenger RNA from Apus apus (common swift), 1405 nucleotides. It is a transcript of the gene CCDC34, whose product is annotated as coiled-coil domain containing 34. NCBI's taxonomy places the organism in Eukaryota, Metazoa, Chordata, Aves, Apodiformes, Apodidae. Bases 113 to 1126 code for a protein of 337 amino acids. The record is from RefSeq and is a predicted model, not a curated record. The transcript is spliced from 6 exons.
GGGAGCGCGGGCUCUUCCGUGGAGGCUGCGGGGCCCGGCCCGCCGGGCGCGAGGCGGCCGGUAACGGCCCGUAACGGUCCGUAACGGCCCGUAACGGCCGGUAACCGCCGGCAUGAGCAGCGGCGCCCAGACCGGCGGCAGGAGGAGGAGGAGGAAGGCCGCCCGCCCAACCCCGCCGUCCUCCGCCAGCUCCGAGGGCGAGGAGCCCCUCAGUCUCUCCGGCUGCUCCCCGCUCCCCCCCAGCUCCCCGAGCGGCGAGGAGAAGGAGAAGGCGGAGGAGGAGGAGGAGGAGCGGGUGGCCUCCCGGAGCCCGCCGGGCGAUAGGAGAGCUGAAGACUCUGAAAUAUCAGGAGAAAAAAGAGAGUCACCCUUAGAAGAUAAUCUGUCACCAUGGGAAGAAAAAAAAGAGUCACCCUUGAAGGAUAAUCUGUCACCAUGGGAAGAAUGGUUCAUUGGCAAAGAGAAGGAACUACGUGCCCGCUCACAAGCUAAAGCUCAAGAGGAAAUGAAUAUACAGCUUGAGAAGAUAAAACAAAAGCAAGAAUGUGAAAGGAGGAAAAGGAUAGCUGAAGAGAAGCACAAGGAAUGGGUCCAAAAAAAAAGAGAAGAGGAAAGACGGGAAAGGGAACAGAAGCUGAGCAAAGAAAUGGUAGAAAAAGCCACCAGGGAACUAGAAAAAAUGCAGUUGCAAGAAAAGGCUGAAGAGAAGUAUAAAGAAUGGUUAAAGAAGAAGAGAGCUGAAGAGGCAGAAAAGAAGAAAAAAGAGAAGGAAAAAGAAAAAGAAAGGGAAGCUGAACAGCAGCAGAAGAAAGAGAAAUCGGAGAAGAUCUUUAAGCAAUGGCUACAUAAUGCCAGAAAUAAACCACGCCCUGUUUUAAAUGGAUAUGGCUUCCCACGUUGGAAGUCUGCAGGGUAUGCUGGUGGAAAUUUGUAUCCAGUCCCAGCAUAUUAUAACCCCAUUCCUUGGAAACCUGUGCAUGCACCUCCUCCAAAGGAAGACAAUGUUCUUACCAUGAAGAAGAGUAAGAGACCUGUGUCUUAUCGGCCACGUGCGUCUACACGUACAGUAAUUUAUAAGCCCAAGAACAACCUUGGUAUUGGAUCCUUGUGCAGAAAGCAGUUAUAGUACAGAAAACAAAACUAUUCUUGAGUGAAAUGAGCCAUUAAUAUGAAGUUAUAUAUAGUUACGUGUCCAAAACCAGACUGCUUCUUGAAAAAAGUUUUUGUGAACAGGUUUUAUAUUUACACUGAACUGAUCAUUCAGCUUUUUAAUGUGGUUUUUUAUAUGUUGAAUUUUAGUAAAAAAAAAAAGAAAAGAAGACAAAAAAAGCAAGAAAAAGUAAUAUGUAGCCAAUUGUAAUGGAAGUGUACCUCAAUGCCAAUAAAAAGCACCAGAUUGUUUCUU